AUGGACCAACAUCACACAUUCGAGCCCUUACAGGCCGAACCAAGGCGUCGCCGGCCUUCAACGAGCGAUCCAGAGCCUGAUGCCCUGCUGAGGCGUAUACCCCCCGGACACACCUCUGCGCAAGAUGCCACCUCACAAUCCGACCCCGACACCUGUCGAAUAUGCAGAGGCGAGGCUACGCCAGACGAGCCACUAUUCUACCCUUGCAAAUGCAGUGGAAGCAUCAAGUACGUCCACCAGGACUGCCUGAUGGAAUGGCUCUCCCAUUCCCAGAAGAAGCACUGCGAGCUAUGCAAGACGCCCUUCCGCUUCACCAAGCUAUACGCCCCGAACAUGCCCAAGACCGUUCCCUUCUACGUCUUUAUCAGCCACAUCACCAAAUACUUAUUCCGCAAUAUGCUGGUCUGGGCUCGGGGUGGCUUGGUUCUGAUGGUGUGGUUGGUCUGGCUGCCCUACCUCAUGAGGAGAGUCUGGUCUGCCCUGUUCUGGCUCAGUGACGAGGGCCUGGGGCCUGUGCUUGGGAGAUCUGAGGUCGGUACUAUCCUGAGCGAGAGUGCUGGGUCGACGGCUGGUGCGGCUACGUGCCCAUCAAGCCCCCUGCAUGCGGCAACAACAACCGCAGCCUCGCUACAGGGCCUCAUGAGCCAGAUCCCUCGUAGCAGCACUGCCAUGACGACUACAUCCCUUUACGGCAUCAACAUCACGUCCGACAACCCUCUGUCCAACAUCCUCCUCAACAUGUUCUUGGGGACGUUCUACAUCGGUGGCACAGCAUCACGCACCAACACAUCAGCUAACGUGCAGAACAUCGCCCCGGCGACCCUCGUACACCAGCCCACCCUUUUGAGCGAGGUUAGAUUCCUACAGAAAAUUUCCUCGUCCUCACCAGCGCUGGGUAGUUUCGCUAUUGACAUUCUGGAGGGGCAAAUCAUCACUGUACUGGUGAUUAUUUGUUUCAUCCUGAUUAUCCUGGUCCGAGACUACGUCGUUCAACAACAGCCAGAUAUAAACAUGCGAGCCGCAUUUGCUGCCGCAGAGAAUGCCGCGCCCCCAGAGAACGUCGCACCAGCCGCGGUUAUGCCCGACCCCGCAGACGCAUUGCGGCCAGAAGAUAUCGACAGGCUUCCCGGCCCCGAGGCACGAGACGUUGGGCUUGGCGACGACACACUGGAUGGCAAUGAGGGAGACGGGGACGCCCUCUGGACUGAUCUUGAGGACCUCCACGGGAGUGCAGCAGCUGAUGGUCAGACCCUCGCAAGGGUUGCGACAGGCACCCCUGAUGGCCCCUCGGGGGAAACCUCACAGCAGAAUAUACGUGCGCAAACGACAUUAGCGACUGAUGCCAAUGCAUCAGAUAGUCACGCGACUGAGGUUGGGAGAAGCACCGUAGAUGAAUACGUGAGAAUCCAUCGCGCGGCUGCAGGGGACCCAGAAACGAUCAUCAACAUUAUUCGCCAAGAGAACCUCGAGGAUAGGCUUGCCUACUUUGUGCGACUUACUCAAUCUCAGAUGAACCGGAAGCGACCAGAGCUGCAUACCGAGGAAGAGGAGUCGUCGAGUCAAAUGGCGGAGUGGGGAUCAGAGCCGGAGUGGCCGUGGGCAGAAGAUGUACAAGAUGAUGGGCAUUCUGGCAAAGGCAAGGCGCCAUUGACUAACGGAUCAUCGGAUGUCAGAGGUGAACAGAGCUACACGUCCAGGCCUCGGUCUGCUACGGAUGGACCGCAAAGAGUUGGAGGCAUCAACCCCUUGGGCAAUAACAAUUGGUCGUGGCCAGAUGCUUCUCUGGAGUCUCCGCGUACAGAUCCUCGACAGUCACCCACCCUUGGAAUGCCGAACUCCUCACAAAGGACACUUCCCGACGAGAAUGGCUCGGCCUCGCAACCUUGGGCAUUUACAACGCCGCCGUCAAGUACGUUGGCGGAAAGCGCGCCGUCGAGCUCACAAGGCCAGACGCCGGGCUCCUCCGAGAUCGAUGACAUCCCCGUCAACGAUGUGAAUCCUGAAGACGGGAAUCUUUUAGGUUCCGCGAUGCAUAUUGGUCGACCUCUGGAUUGGGAGGCCAUACCGGACUUUAACGCGCCUCUUGAAAUGCAACCAAAUGAAGAUGCCGAAGACAAUGGAGAGCUGGCCCAAGAACAACCUCAAGCGGAUGGGCUCGCGCGACGCCUCGCCGACUUUAUGUGGCGUGACGUUGAGGCGAUCCCAGCUCACGAGCUUCCGCCAUUGCCGGAUGCCGCUGAUGAGUUCUUCGACCACGACCAAGUUGCAGCAGCUGCAAUCGCACAGGAUCCCCUGCCAGAGCUCCGGGAUCAAGAACAGGACCAAGAAGCAGCAGCAGCAGCAGCAGCCGCGGCCGCAGCCGCAGGAAUAGAUGCCGAAGCUGAGGCCAUAGAAGAUGCUGAAGACCUGGAAGGUAUUCUCGAACUUCUCGGCAUGCGAGGCCCAAUUGCUGGCUUGUUCCAGAAUGCCUUGUUCUGCGCGUUUCUGGUCUCCAUUACACUCUUCCUUGGUGUGUUCUUGCCCUACAACCUGGGACGCCUAGCCAUAUGGUUGGUUGCCAAUCCGGCUCGACCCGUUCGCAUCCUCUUCAGUCUUUCCAAGUUGGUGCAGGACACAGCGCUGCUUUUGAUGGGGCUCGCGUCCACGCUGCUUUGUGGUGCUGUGGACACGCUCUUCACUGUGAUCCAGCCAAGUGCAACGCGACCAGAGAUGAUCAGCCAGUCGAUGCAAGGCUCGUGGAACAUGACUGAGAAUGCUUUCCAAAGCUUACUCGACAGCAUGUGGACAGACCUUCCGUUUAUAUCGGCCGACGAAGUGCGCAAUUUUUCAACAGUUAGCCAUGUCGCUUUGUUCACACUGAAGAGCCAGGUGGCACUUUUGUUCACCACGCUCGGGAAAUCGGUGUUGUUCCUCUUUGGGGGUGACUAUUCAUCCAAGGCAACCGAACUCUGCUCAUGGAUCACGAUCGCUACAACUACGUUGUGGCAAGGUUUGAGUGAUAUGCCCAACCUUUUGUUGAACCCGACUUCAUGGGUCAUCGACCUUGGUACCUCUGAAAGUGUGACGCCUUUGAAGGCGGAAUUUGCUUCUUGGAGUGCCAUGGACCGGGUUUGGGCCAUCUUGGGCGGGUACGUCGCAUUGUCCUUCUCCGCAGCACUCUAUCUAGGUCGCGGCGGGCCCAUUUCCCCUGGGCGGGUCGGGCAAGAGUGGGAAGCAACCUUGAUAGACGCGUUGAACCAAGCAAGUGGCGUCAUGAAGGUGAUUCUCAUCAUCGGCAUCGAGAUGCUCGUCUUUCCGCUGUAUUGCGGGCUUCUGCUGGAUAUCGGGUUGCUGCCGUUGUUCGAGAACACGACGAUCAUGUCGCGUGUGAUGUUUACGGUCAACUACCCUCUCACCUCCGUUUUCGUGCAUUGGUUUGUCGGCACAGGGUACAUGUUCCAUUUUGCUUUGUUCGUGUCCAUGUGCCGCAAAAUAAUGCGCAAGGGGGUGCUCUACUUCAUCCGCGAUCCUGAUGACGCCGAGUUCCAUCCUGUCCGAGACGUUCUGGAGCGGAACGUCACCACGCAAUUGCGGAAAAUCCUGUUCUCUGCUUUUGUGUACGGCGCUCUAGUCAUCGUCUGCCUAGGUGGCGUCGUGUGGGCUCUGUCCUACGGGUUCCAGAACGUACUUCCCAUCCACUAUUCGUCUAACGAGCCUGUCUUGGAAUUUCCGAUCGACUUGUUGUUCUACAACUUCUUGAUGCCCCUCGCCGUCAGAUUCUUCAAGCCAAGCGACGGGCUUCACGCUAUGUACACCUGGUGGUUCCGCAAAUUGGCCCGGGCCUUGCGGCUCACGUGGGUCAUACCCAAGACGUGGAAAGGCACCUUCGAAGGAGGGAAGGCGAAACCCGCCCUGCCCCUCAGUCCUCAGGAGCUGGAAGACACCAACGCAAGCAAGGCCACUCUAGUGCGCACUCAUCAGCUCAUUCCUGAUGGACGUUUCGUGCGUGCUCCAGCCUCGGAUCAAGUGAAGAUUCCUAAAGGCCAAAGAGUCUUCUUGGACGUGACGGAGGGUAAUCAGAGGCAGGAUCGCAUCGAGCAGCCGGGCGUCGAUCUUUACUCAACCCCUCAGUACCAAUUCGUCUAUGUUCCGCCAAACUUCCGACUCCGCAUUUUCCUGUUCAUUCUAUUCAUUUGGAUUUUUGCCGCUGCGACAGGCCUGGGAUUCACGAUUAUCCCUCUGAUUUUCGGUCGUUGGAUGUUCCGGUCACUCAUCCCUGACCGUAUCCGUACAAACGACAUCUAUGCCUUCAGCAUUGGCAUUUACAUUCUCGGCUCUGCCGCUUACUUUCUGUUCCACCUCAAGGAUAUUUACAAAAAGGCCAGGAAGCGGGUAGCCAACACCACAUCACACAUCCUUCAACCCGAAACCCUACAUCGCGCUGCACUUGUUGCGACUCGUGCAGCCAAGCUUGUUUACGCGUACUUCUUCCUGCUGGUGGUAUUCCCACUCAUGGUUGCCAGCCUGAUGGAAUUGUACGUCUUGAUUCCCUUGGACACGUACAUGUAUGGGGCUGUCGUAUCCAAAGGCGCUGCCCCUGACGCCACGCUUCUCAGCGUCCAAAACCCUCGACACACAGUUCGGGUGAUGCAGUCCUGGACGAUCGGCGUCAUCUACCUUAAGCUCGCUGCUCGAUACGUCGUCGCCUGGCACCGCGAUAGCCGCGUUGCAGCUGCCACCCGCGCUGUCCUAAGACGUGGCUGGCUCGAGCCCGACGUCAAGGUUCUCACUCGCGCAUUCGUCGUACCAGGUCUAUCGGUCUGGGCCAUCGCAGUAUUCGGGCCCCCACUGCUGGCGAGGGCGUGCAUCGCUUACGGUAUAUCUGCAGGCAUAGACCCAGGCAACGACGCAGCGGUGGUUCUUGUUCAUCGGUUCUGCUUCUUUGCUGCGCUGCUUAGCGCUAUUGGUGUGGCGAUGUUGCGGAGGAGCAACAGAUACAAAAUUGUAAAUCUACGAUCCGAAUACCUAUCGUGGGAGCACUCGAUUAUAAGCGUGGACUUCAUGACGUACGUGACCUUGACGGCUCCAAGGGCCACGCAACCAGAACCACUGGGCUAA
Messenger RNA from Diaporthe citri, 5097 nucleotides. RefSeq lists its product as uncharacterized. Gene Ontology annotation, molecular function: zinc ion binding. NCBI's taxonomy places the organism in Eukaryota, Fungi, Ascomycota, Sordariomycetes, Diaporthales, Diaporthaceae. The record is from RefSeq and is a predicted model, not a curated record. The coding region runs from base 1 to 5097 and encodes 1698 amino acids. Gene Ontology annotation, cellular component: endoplasmic reticulum membrane. The transcript has 4 exons.